UAGACGCCGAGAGUUGUCUCCGCUGCUCGCUGCAUCAUAAACACCGCGUGUGUACCUCCCUCGUGUGCUCACACUUGGGGUCGUUCGUUGUCGCCCCUCAACCAACAACACCAACACACUUGGGGUAUUUCUCUUUUUAUUCCUUCUCCCUGGAACUGUCUUGUGUCGGCGGCUGAGUUGCUGGGUCUGACUGCCAUUACGUCCGCCGUAGAAGGCAAUGAUAUCAUCAAAACUCUUAAGCUUCUCACCAACUGGUGAGAAGCUUGCACACAGUGGCCCAGAUGGGAUCUUAAGGAUCUGGAAUACAAUCUCCGGAAUUUUAGAGCACGAGUACAAGCCAGCCGAGCAUCUCACAGCCACCAUUUCAUGUAUCCAGUAUUCUCCCCAGACAAAGAUAAACAUGAAAAAGAAGAAAACAGUGAAAAAGAAAACGGGGAAGAAGAAAACUUUAGAAGCUGAUGAAGAAGCUAGUCUCUUAGCCCUUGGAACACAAGCUGGAAUUCUCCACCUCUACUGCCCUGAAAAGAGAGAGAUUGUUGCUACUCUGGAUCAUGCUGCACCCCAUGCGCUGUUAGACGUUGUCUGGUUCAGCACUGAAAGGCUCUUCUCUUUAGCAGCCAAUAAUACCCUAGUAGAAUGGAAUAUACCUUCAGGAGAAAAACUAGUAUCUGUGGAUGUGAAAGGCGGAAGCACUGUUUGUGUAUUAAAUGGGAAAACAGUUUGUGUGGCUAAACGUGAAAUUGAAGUUUUACACAUAUUUAGAAAAAGUGGUGAUGCUAAAUUGAAGACUACAUACACAGGCCACAGUUCCUUAGUGAUGCAGCUCCUACCUCUUACAGUUUAUGAUGGACCCACAAGAUACUUUCUCUCUUCAUCACAAGAUGACCGAUUCAUUUAUGUCUGGGAUUUGUCAAGUGAGAAUAAUGAACCUGCUGGCAGUUUUAUGGUAAAAGAAGUCAUAAGUACAGUAGCGGUAUCACAAUUCAAAGAAGACACUGUAACGCUCGCUGCAACUACACGAACUGGCACCCUUGUUCUCUUUACACAGCACCUCAAUGGGAAUUCAGGCAGGGCAGCAAUUAAAAGUGUUGGAAAGUUGCGCAUUGUUACUGAAGAUAAUACCCAAAAGACGACUAUUCCAAUAAUAUCAUCCUUCUUUUGUAAUGAUGAUUCAUCUAGUAUCAUCAUUGUUUAUGGGCAGUCAUUCAUCCUCAAAUUUGAAAAAAUGCCAAUUUCAGAUAUAUCAGGAGACAAAGAAUUAAUUCGCACAUCCCCAUCAGUAUCAACCACCAGAAGUAAAACAAAGUUAAAGAAGACAAUAACACCCAUAGUGACAAGAGAUGCUGUUAUAAGAGGUCCAGGCCACCUUACUAUUCAGCCAGAAAGUGGAUUGAAAAGAAAACAUGAUGAUGCAAGCGGCACAGCAUCCUUACCAAUGGAAGAAAGACUCAAUGCACUAGCAAUAGAUAAAACUACAGUAGGAAAUGCUAUACUACCGCCAAAGGCUGAUAAUCUGGCACAUCUACUGCUGCAGGGUUUGCACAGUAAGGACCAGCGUAUACUUCAGGGUGUUUUAGAUCGUGGAGAUGAGGAAACUAUCAAUAAUACUGUGCGAAGACUACCUAUACCAGCUGUAGUGCCACUUUUAAAACAAUUGCAGUCAGUCAUAAUGGGCAAGGGCCAGAAAAAUUUUGGGUAUGUGAGAUGGGUUAGGUCUAUUUUAUACCACCACAUGAGUCAUUUAACAACACUUCCCAAUCGAGAGGAGCUAAUGCAACCAUUCUACGCAGUCUCUUUAUCAAGAAUGUCUACACUUCACCAAGUGACUCAGUUACAUGCACGACUGGAUCUCAUGCUGACACAUGUAACAACAAGGCACCAAGAAAUCAAGCAAUCUUCUGUAGAACCAGAAGCUCUUCUAGUAUACAGAGAAGAAUCAUCAGAUGAAGACGACAUGUUGGAAACCACUUUUGGAGUUUCGGAAUCUGAGGACAAUUGGGAAGAAUUUUCAGACAUUGGUGAGGUUAAUGGACACACAGAUGAGGACUCAGAUAUGGAGGUGGAUCAACAAAUCAGUUCAGUUAAAAGAAGACUUGACGAGGAGGAGGAGGAGGUGGUGCAUGAAGUAGUCAGUGAGAGUGAAGAGGAAGAUGGUGAUAGUGACAUUAUUGUAGAAGAAAGUGAUAGUGAUUAAAUCUUGAAAGGGUGCUAUGUGAUGAUAGUUUUGUUACGUGUCGGUAUAAGGCAGCAACAUAGUGGGGGGGGGGGUGAAUGUACGUAGGUGUACAUUCAUAUUUAUGCACUGCUGUCAAUUGAGUUUUUUGUAUAAAUGAGCUUUUUAGCCGCAAGUCCUUUUUAUCUGGCUCGCAGAACCAGACUCGCAAUGUUAACUCCACAUAAAGUAAUAUUUCAAGUAAGUGCCAAUGCUCAUAUUGGUACUGAACAUUUCAAUUCUACUGGUUUGAGCACUACAUACAUACAUACAUAUAUACAUAUAUAUAUAUAUAUAUAUAUAUAUAUAUAUAUAUAUAUAUAUAUAUAUAUAUAUAUAUAUAUAUAUAUAUAUAUAUAUAUAUAUAUUAUCAGAAUUGAGACUUUAGUGAAUUCUUCAUCAGUAUUGGAAUCACUAGAAAGUUUAAUAUUGUCCCAUCACUAAUAAAUAUAUGAUUCAUCAUAUAUAUAUAUAUAUAUAUAUAUAUAAAUAUAUAUAUAUAUAUAUAUAUAUAUAUAUAUAUAUAUAUAUAUAUAUUAUAAUAUUUAUUUGCCAUAUGAUUUCUAGUUAAUGAUGACUAAAUUAUAGGCUGUGGGAACAAGGGUUUUAAGAAACUAUAAACAAAAUUGACAUUCACCAAAAUGAGAUGCUACUUAUUAGACGUCAUGCAAUACCAACAUUAUUACCAAGUAGAAAAAGGUAUUACAGUACUAGGCAAAAUAUUUGGUAUAUUACAGCUCGGGAAGUUUUCAUAUUGAGAGCUUGAAUAUUAUUUGUUAUGUUAUUGAAUUAAUGUAUUAAAAUUCAGAAAUUAAAAUAUUUUCUGUAUAUUUUAUGCUAAUUUUAGAAAAUGUUUGUAUAUUUACAAAGAAAAUAUGGUUUUGAAAUGGCAGUAUUUGUUGGCCUAUUCACUUGCAUUUUAGAUUUUCCACCACAUGUCUGCCGCAUUUAGGUAUGGCUUUAACAUCAUUGACCGCGCCAUAUCAUCAAUGUAAUAUUUCAAUACUGUACGUGCAAGCUCAUGUUAUCUACAGUUAGGUAUAACAGCAUUCGUUUUUAUCCUAAAGUUUAGGUUUGGGACAGUAAACAUUUUGUUGAUAUAUGAUGAUAAACUUUAACAUAAAGCAUAUGUUUUACUGUGGUUAAAUCUUCCUGGUUAACUGUGCUUAAUGAACACAAAAUGUGUACCAGGUACUACAUGUGGUCGGACUAUGUACUAAUGCUCUACCUCUACCAUGAUCACUUAUGCACGAGCAUAUCCUCAUGCUUGAAAUAUUCAACUUUUUUAAACAAGUGAGAUAUCAAGAAAUAUAACUACAAAAAAAGUGAUUUAAAAAUGGUGAAAUUUGUGCUGCAUAGAAAUUGUCGGAAGCUUUAAAUCAAAUACUGAUUGAGGGCUGUAAAUAUUAUUUUUUGUGUGUUAACUAUGGUAAAAUAGUUUAUACAGUUAUUCUUACUUUUACUGUAAUUCCAUUUAUUGAUAGCGUGUGACAAUCAUUAAAUAAGCUAAAGCACUGUGGAAAAAUACCCGACAGACCACUGGAACAUUAUCUAACACAGUGCACUGUUACAAACCCAUUAAGAUUUCAACUUAGAUUCAACAGAGCAGAAGAAGUUAUUAAACACACAUGGCAAAAUCUUACUGAAGUGACCAUACGAGUCAUAAAUACUCAUACUCCGCCCAAGUAAAACAGAAACAAGCAACAUUUAGUGGGCCAGCCAGAGGCUUAGGGCCCGUGCAGGAAUAUCCCUGAAAAAAAAAUAAAGCUAAUGAUAGCAACUUAUCCAAGCACAUUGAAAACUUGAUUUUGCCAUUACUUUUUGUAUGACCAUUAGAAGCUAAGCAUUGCUAACUAACAAUCUUAUAUCACUUGUAUUAUGGACUCAAAAAGAUUGAGGUCUUCCAAAAAGACUUCUCUAGUUAAAGAGGAAGGGAACUCAGAAGAAAAUUCCAAGCCAUUACAACUAUAUAGUUUCUCAACAUGGAGCGAAUACACGACUAAACAAUAUACACAUACUGGACUGUAUCCAAAUGACUCGUCUGAAAUUCAGAUCAAAGUAUACCAGUUACUAAUGAAGUGCUGGCAUAGUAUUUUUAAAUUUGUUGACCAAAUAUGCCUUUAUAUGAUGAUUAUAUACCUAGUAAUCUACUAACUCUUUUGAACUCCUUGAUAGGGGGGAUGUGAACAUCAAUUUGUUCUGCCCCAACUGAACCAUCCUCUUCUGCUGCUCGCUGAGCACCACAAAUGUGCAAGGUGCCACUGAGUUUGCAAAAAUAUAUUUACUGGGUAUAUUUCUGCCAUGCACAGCUAUUUAUGGUCAUAAAGACCUUAUAUUUUUAUAUGUAAAUGUGUAUAAAAUGCCUGAUCGACAUUGCUGUAGGAAAUAGCUCCCUGAAUAAUGUUUAUUCAAUAAAUGUUGAAAAUUAA
This is a messenger RNA of Procambarus clarkii (red swamp crayfish), 4641 nucleotides long. RefSeq names its product WD repeat-containing protein 43. Gene Ontology annotation, molecular function: protein binding. The record is from RefSeq and is a predicted model, not a curated record. Gene Ontology annotation, cellular component: nucleolus. Gene Ontology annotation, biological process: maturation of SSU-rRNA from tricistronic rRNA transcript (SSU-rRNA, 5.8S rRNA, LSU-rRNA). NCBI's taxonomy places the organism in Eukaryota, Metazoa, Arthropoda, Malacostraca, Decapoda, Cambaridae.